This is a messenger RNA of Adineta steineri, 537 nucleotides long. The record is from the annotation of a GenBank genome assembly. Lineage: Eukaryota; Metazoa; Rotifera; Eurotatoria; Adinetida; Adinetidae.
AUGUUUGGUUUUGUUACAGCUAGAAAUAAACAAUUCAAAUUAUCACGAAAUACACAACAUCGAUUUUUAUAUCGUCAAAAAAAAGAAAAAAUUCAUCAUUGGAUUGUAUUCAUUAAACUGAUCUAUAUUACAAUCUUUAUUUGUUUUACAAUAGCUCUAUGUCUGAAUCAAGCGAUUCAUUAUUCAAUUCGAAUUGAAGAUAUAUGGUUUUCAUUUCUAUCACUUAUUCUUAUUUUAUCAUUAUUUAUUGAUAAUUUAAAACAACAAAAUAUAUUUCCAUUGAAAUUAAUCUAUAUUAUACAACUCCUGUUGAUUAUUAGCUUAAUUAGUUUUAUAAUUUUAGGUCAUAUUCAAGCUUACUAUUACUUAUGGUGGCCGACAUCAUCAUCUAUGGAAUUAAUAUAUUUAACACUUUUUUCAAUUAUUUUUAUUGAUCUAUGUCCAAUAUCAAUUGCCGUUAUAAUUAUAAUUAAUUCAUCGAAAAAACCUCGAUCAUGGCGUUGUGUUUAUACUAGUAGUAUUAUUUCAAAUGUUUAG